Messenger RNA from Guillardia theta CCMP2712, 1143 nucleotides. RefSeq lists its product as hypothetical. Lineage: Eukaryota; Cryptophyceae; Pyrenomonadales; Geminigeraceae. The transcript has 4 exons. The record is from RefSeq and is a predicted model, not a curated record. Bases 1 to 1143 code for a protein of 380 amino acids. Gene Ontology annotation, molecular function: protein binding.
AUGCAGGCAAGCGCGGAGGAGGAGGAGCAGCUGAGCUGCCUGAGAAGUUGGAUCGCGUCAGUGAUAGGGGAUGUAUGCCCCUCGGACUUGCGAGCAGCCUUCCGUGACUCUCAGUGUUUGGUUGCACUGGUGGAUGCCCUGGACGCGAGCAAGGUGCUUGCUCCCGAACUUUCUCCGCGCACUGAAGAGGACGCGCUCCUCAACUUCGCCACCAUCAUCGACUUCUUGAACAGGAGAGGGUUCCGGCUCGCCACCAACGCGCAGGGCCUGAUGAUGUCCCGAGACGUCAAGGGCGUGCUGCAAGUGCUGUGGGCUAUGGCGGAGUUCUUUGUUUGCAUCCCGCAGUUCUCAAGGUACAGCCAAGGAAAAUGGAGGGAAGGAGCGAAGCGAUGGGUCGACGCUAUCGUCAAGAGGGGAGCUGCGAGCGCGGUGGAGGUAGAAGACUUCAGUUCAAGCUUCAAGGAUGGGGUGAUCUUAUUGGUGAUCAUCGCCCAAGCAUGGCCAGAGGCGCAUGUCGAUGUGGAGAUGACGGUGAGACAAGGGCAUCAGGAAUGUGUCGAGCUCGCUCUCUGCCUUGCCGAGCAGAAGUUUCAAGUCCCCAGCCUCCUGACCCCCCAGGAGAUCAUGCGAGGAGCCUCCCCCUCCUGCCUGCUACUCUACCUCGCAUGCCUCCACGACCGAUUGGUUGCCUCGGACGCCACGGCUGUCGUCAGCCCAGACUUUGCAGGAGAGAAGCUGCUGGAAGCAGUUCAGGGGAGAGGAGACGGGCCGCCGCUAGGAGGGCGGGGCGGGACGAUGGAGAAGUUCAGGAGGGACGGUAUCAAGGUGGACGAGCUCCUCCCGACGGUCGAUGGCGGAGUGAUCUGCGUUCUGUGCAUGAGGGGGAACGUCAGGCCGAGGUGGCUGGGCUGCUUCCACGCCUUCUGCCUGGACUGCCUGGAGGCGGUCGCGGCGAGGAGCGACGACGUUGCGAAUGUCCGUUGCCCCGUCUGCGACUUUGUCAGUGAGAUCGACUUGGACGACCUCGCUGCCAUGGAUGAUGAUGGCUCAACCAAGCUCCUUCCUUGUGUCCUUGGGCUCACCCGCUCCUCUCAAGAUCCUGGAGAUUCUCUCGGAGAAACGUCAGACGUGCAACAACUGUGA